This is a messenger RNA of Microcebus murinus (gray mouse lemur), 1668 nucleotides long. The record is from RefSeq and is a predicted model, not a curated record. Lineage: Eukaryota; Metazoa; Chordata; Mammalia; Primates; Cheirogaleidae.
UCCGGAAGCGCCCCUCCAACUUCCGCUUCUCCUUUCAUCCCGCCUUCCCGCCGUCCUGUUUUCCCCUCCGUGCGGCCCAGCUCCUCCGCAGGGACAGCAGUGUCCCCUUGCGGGGGUCGCUUCUUCUUCGCGUCCCCGGUCGCCCGCCACCGCCACAGGCCGCCUGGCCUCCUCCUCCUCUUCCUCCUCCCCUUCCUCGACCCCCGUCCCCGCGGCCACCCCGGCUCCCGCCGCCGCCGCCAUGAACAUCCGCAGCGCGCGCCCGGACGACCUGAUGAACAUGCAGCACUGCAACCUGCUGUGCCUGCCGGAGAACUACCAGAUGAAGUACUACUUCUACCACGGCCUGUCGUGGCCGCAGCUGUCGUACAUCGCGGAGGACGAGCAGCGCAAGAUCGUGGGCUACGUGCUGGCCAAGAUGGAGGAGGACCCGGACGACGCCCCCCACGGGCACAUCACGUCGCUGGCGGUGAAGCGCUCGCACCGGCGCCUCGGCCUGGCCCAGAAGCUCAUGGACCAGGCCUGCAGGGCCAUGAUCGAGAACUUCGGCGCCAAGUACGUGUCCCUGCACGUGCGCAAGAGCAACCGCGCGGCGCUGCACCUGUACGCCAACACGCUCAACUUCCAGGUGAGCGAGGUGGAGCCCCGCUACUACGCGGACGGGGAGGACGCCUACGCCAUGCGGCGGGACCUGUCGCCGAUGGCCGAGGAGCUGAGGCGCCGGCUGGAGCUCAAGAAGGAGGGCGGGUGCUGCGGGGAGCCCGGCUGCUGCGGGGAGGCGGCGCCGCCGCCGCGGGCGCCUGGAUCCGAAGGAGAAGAAGAAGAAGAGGAGGAGGAGGAAGAGGAGGAGGUCUGCGAGCGGAGGAGGCCGCCCCCGCGGCGACGGCGGGACGGGGACCUGGCCGCGGGGGACAGCGGCAGUGACCACGACGGCGGCGGCAAAGGGCCCCGCCACGAGUCCGCGGGGAGCACGGACGCCCAGGACAGCUCAGAAGACGCGGAUUCCGCAUCCUAGAGCCGGCUCCAGACAGCACUGCGGGGCCUCGUGCCCCGACCGGGCCUCCCCUCCGAACCCCGGCUUGGCCUGUCGUCCGCCCCUUGGCGCACAAGCGGCCCCGAUGGCUUCUCGCUCUUGACUGUCCACAGCAGCCACCAACACCUGCGCGGGGGAGCCCGCGGCCCCAGAGCUGAGGGAGCCGGAGACCUGCCGCCCACGGACCAUAGAACCUCCCUCGGCCUGCCUGCUCGCCCGUUUUGUUUUUGUGUGUGGCCGUCCUGUGUUUUCGGGGUGUGGUUGUCGUCCUGCAAAACUGUUCUCCUCCCCAGAAAUGCCAGAUUCUCGGAGCUUCCCGAGGUUUCGGCCUUUGCCAUCACUCACCUGGGUUUUGCUCCUGGAGGGGGUAGUCGGGGCCAUCAAGUCAGACCUCACACCCUCCCAUCCCCAACUCCCCACCUUCCUCUUCUCUUCUGACAGAGAGUUUUCUCCUUCCUCUUCCUCUCUCUGGGAGCUGCCUCCCCCCUUUUCCUGUCCCUCCCCCCACUUUUUUGAGGACAAUUCUUUGUCCCCUUCCCCCUGGAUGAAGGGGACAAGGGGCUUCUAAGUAUGCAAUCAGAACUCGGAGAUUGAAGAAAAGGACAACCAGUAAUUAAAUUGGAAUCUCUAAUCGG